CACAUUGUAUCUCUAAGUUUUACACUUGAGCUCAAGCUUUACCUUUCUAGUUCUCUCAUUAGAAGAUAAAACUAAAUUGGUUUCAAAGGGUUUUUUUCUCUACAUCUAGCUUUACUUGGUAUAAGAAUUUCCAACAACUUGAAAAAACUAUCCUUUAUCGGAUUUGGUCUUCACGAACUCAAGCCAAAUGCCUAAGAUCCUCAACGUGAUUUUUAAUAAAAGCAUGGCCCAUACAAUACUGACUUAAGACGGACAAUGAAGCAAAAGCAGGAAAUUCAAGAGGAACAAGACCUUGAAAUCCUCAAGGCUGUGGCACAAGCAUGGCAUGGUCACUCUAGCAGCCUUAGGACCGCCGUCGAAUUCGACCCUCACUGCCAUAAUUUCAAGAGCAAGCCAUCAAGAUUCAAGCUUGAAGCUAUGAGCAAAGUGUCUACCAGGAAAAUUUAUGGUGCAGGUAGCUGGGAUUUUAAGCAAUCCCUUUGGGAUUCUUAUGAGCUUGUAAAUGUAUCCAAAAAGUUAGAGAUGGAGCUAAUGCUAGACCAUCCACUUUCUGCAUUGGAUGAGCUAAACUGGAAUAUUGGUAAGAAGCACGAGGGUGAAAAAAGCUUAAGAGACUUGUUCAACAUGUCAUCGAGGAGAUUUAAUGAAGCUGAACUACCAAAAGAUGAGGGUCUUUUUUUUUUUUAAAACACGUUCUCAUGACUGUAGCUUUCCUAAUAAUAUGUAGAUUCACUUCUGUAACUAGACAUGACAU
This is a messenger RNA of Nicotiana tabacum (common tobacco), 754 nucleotides long. RefSeq lists its product as uncharacterized. Lineage: Eukaryota; Viridiplantae; Streptophyta; Magnoliopsida; Solanales; Solanaceae. The record is from RefSeq and is a predicted model, not a curated record.